AAGGGGGGGACCCAGAGGCCGGCCAAGGCGCAGGAGCCGCGGAGCGCUUUGUUGUGCGAAACUCGUCGGACGAGUUGGGGUGUCGCUGCUGCUGCUGCUGCUGCUGCCGCUGCCGGCUCUGGCCAAUGGAACCUGAUCCACCCCGCUGUGCGUAAGAGCGCAAUUAAGGAUUUAACCAAGCCUCUCCGCUCCCGGCGAGCAGUCUGCCAGCAGCGCCGCCGCCACCGACAGCCCCAGCGAGCUCGCCGCCGCCGCCGCCUCCUCCGGGCCGUCCCUCCCCCCUCGCUCCCCCCACCCCCCCGCCAUGACUGCCUAGAAGCGUCCCAGCCGCCGCCUCCCAGCAGGGGUGUCGCGCAGAAGCGUCCCAGCCGCCGUCCGGUCCGCCUGCCAGGCUGCCUCUCUCCCAGCGCGCCCGCCGGCCGCCAUGCACCACCCGCCCCAGGAGUCGCCCACCCUGCCCGAGUCGUCGGCCACGGACCCCGACUACUACAGCUCCCCCGGCGGGCCCCCGCACGGCUACUGCUCGCCUUCCUCCUACGGCAAAGCGCUCAACCCCUACCAGUACCAGUACCACGGCAUGAACGGGGCCGCCGGCAGCUACCCGGCCAAAGCCUACGCGGACUACACCUACGCCAGCCCCUACCACCAGUACGGAGGCGCCUACCCCCGGGCGCAGAGCGCCGCGCAGCCAGAAAAAGAGGUGGCUGAGCCGGAGGUGCGAAUGGUGAACGGCAAACCAAAGAAAGUGCGCAAACCAAGGACUAUUUACUCCAGUUUUCAGCUGGCGGCCUUGCAAAGGAGGUUCCAGAAAACUCAGUAUUUAGCUCUGCCGGAAAGAGCCGAGCUGGCGGCGUCGUUGGGCCUGACCCAGACUCAGGUGAAAAUCUGGUUCCAGAACAAAAGGUCCAAGAUCAAGAAGAUCAUGAAGAACGGGGAGAUGCCCCCGGAGCACAGCCCCAGCGCCAGCGACCCCAUGGCCUGCAACUCCCCCCAGUCCCCCGCCGUGUGGGAACCGCAGGGCCCCGCCCGCUCGCUCAGCCACCAUCCGCACGGCCAUGGGGCCCCCUCCAACCCGUCGCCCGCCUCCGCCUACCUGGAGAACUCCUCCUCUUGGUACCCCAGCGGGAGCGCCCUCAACGGCCACCUGCAGCCCCACGGCUCCCUACAGCACCCCUUAGCCCUGGCCUCGGGGACCAUCUAUUGAACCGGCAGGAGCCGCCCUUCGACUGGCCUCCGGGCAGAAGCGUUUUGUGGAGAAAAGGAAAAGAAACGGAGACUUGCUUUUUUGUUUGUUUGCUUGUUUUGUUUUCUUUUUUUAAAAAAAAAAGGGAAAGCAAACUCCUCGUGAUGAAAUGUAUAAAGCUUUGUGCAUGUAACUUAUUGCAUUUCAAGGGAAACUUCCCCACCCAAAAACCACCCUACGGACUUCUGGGUUGUUUCAUCAGCUGUGGACACUUUCAAAGGUGCCUUGAAAUCUUAUGACCUCAACUUUUUUCCAGAGACUUUUUUUUUCAAUGUCAUUUUAACCCUGUAAAUAACUGUAGAUAGAGGAAUUAAACUGUAUAUUCUGAAUAAAUAAAAUUAUUUCCACCAUGAGAACAGGGGGGAAAAAACUGAA
Messenger RNA from Sphaerodactylus townsendi, 1618 nucleotides. RefSeq names its product distal-less homeobox 5 (gene DLX5). Gene Ontology annotation, molecular function: RNA polymerase II cis-regulatory region sequence-specific DNA binding; DNA-binding transcription factor activity, RNA polymerase II-specific. Gene Ontology annotation, biological process: cell differentiation; embryo development; anatomical structure formation involved in morphogenesis. NCBI's taxonomy places the organism in Eukaryota, Metazoa, Chordata, Lepidosauria, Squamata, Sphaerodactylidae. Bases 425 to 1204 code for a protein of 259 amino acids. The transcript has 3 exons. The record is from RefSeq and is a predicted model, not a curated record.